AUGAGUACGGAUAUCGAGGCUUCGGAACUGUCGAGUCCUUAUACCAAAACUUUCUUCCCGAAUUCCAGGCAAGUAUGGAGAAUUUGUAGUAACUUGAAGCAUCUUAUCGAUAAGGUAGUAUCGGUCGAGUUUGCUGAAAGCGACAUCACCGAUGCCGGAUCUCCAAUUUUGAACGAAAAUGUCAUUGGGUUGGUCUACAAGGCUGCUGGAGGAAAAGGAAAUGGCAAGGAAGGUACAUCGUCUUACAGGUACCAAUCUUCUUUGGUGUUUUGUUUGUUGAAGGUUUGUGAUUGGUACUGGCAGCAGGCUGAGUACGAAUUAUAUGACACUAAUUUGUACAACUUAAGAGCCGUGGCUGCCCAAAGGUUGGCUGCUGAUAUCAUUGAAAGAACUGAGAAUGAUGAGUACUUGUUUUUGGCAAUGUUAUGUCACCGUUACACCAUUUGCUUGAAUGACGAGGAUUCCCCUCCUUUCAAUGUGAUGGAAUUGGCAGUUGACAUGCAUUCCACCACCAUCAUUGGGUCAGCUGGGUAUCAGAGAUGCAUCAAAUGGUUGUGGAGAGGCUGGAUUGUGCAAUCUGAAAAGGAUCCUUAUUCUUAUGAAUUGUAUCGGGAAACUGCUUCUCAGAAGAUCGCUUGUCACUUCAAGCCUUCGAGAGUGAAGACCCCAUUGUACCAGAAUAUUUUGGAAAUCCUGUUUUCGUUGCUCUACCUUCUCUUCUUCACUAUUGUGUUGAACACCCAUCAAGUGUCGACUUCCAAGCUCGAUACUUGUGAAGUGUUUUUCUACUUGUUUACGUUGGGUUCAAUUGUCGAUGAGUGCAUCAAAUUCUAUCAUGUGGGGUAUUACUACUUGGGAUUCUGGAACGUGUUCAACGACCUGAUGUAUUCGAUGGUGGUCAUCGCAGUUGGGUUCCGGUUUGCUAGUUUGGCUAACAAGAGUCCUUUGAAGGAGCAGUAUGAUGAAAUCUCUUUCAGAGUUUUGUCGUUGGUGUCUCCUUUGAUGUGGUCGAGAUUAUUGUUAUACUUGGAUGCUCAGAAGUUUGUGGGGGCCAUGAUUGUGGUUAUCAAGACGAUGAUGAAGGAAUCGCUUAUUUUCUUUGUUUUGUUGAUCAUCAUUAUUCUUGGGUUCUUGCAGGGAUUCUUGGGGUUGGACGCUUCAGACGGUAAAAGUGAAGCCACCAAAGCAAUCUUUUUAUUUUUGAUCAAAGCGGUUAUUGGAGGUUCUAGUUUCGACGAUGUGGCAAAGCUUGUCCCCCCAUAUGCAUCUAUCUUGUAUUACGCAUACACAUUCGUGUUAACGGUUAUUUUGAUGAACAUUCUUAUUGCUUUAUACUCCACCGCAUACAGUAACAUUGUGGAGAAUGCCACCGAUGAAUACUUUGCCUUGGUAGCCCAAAAGACUUUGAGAUACAUUCGUGCUCCCGAUCAAGAGUUGUACGUUCCUCCGUUGAACUUGAUUGAAAUCGUGUUAACUCCACUUUCAUGGGUUGUACCUACCAAGUACAUGCAAACAAUCCACUACUUUAUCCAAUUGGUGAUCUACUCUCCAAUUUUGACCUAUAUCACCGUCGACGAAUUGGCCAAUGCCAGAAGAGUUCACUACAACAGAUUCAAAGGGUUACCUGACGAUGCAAAUGAAAUAGACACUGAAUGGGAUUUGACUGAUGGGUACACUGACACUGAUGGAAGUGAAUGGGAAAGUCUUCAAAAUAGCAAUGCUCAAGUGUACGAAUCCUUAGCUAAGCAGAGAAGUGCAGAGGCUGAGGAUCCUGAGUUCAAUAUUGAUAUGACCAAAUUUUCUAAGGAUAUCGAUGAAGUGUCUAAGCCUGUUCUCGAUGCUAACAGAUUAGGUAUCAAAUGGGAGUAUUAUGAAAUCUAUAACCAAUUGUCCGAAUUGCAGACGUUGGUUAAAGCUGUUUUGAAGGAGAAUGAAUUAUUGAAGGUAGCUUUGGUGAAAGACGAACCAACUGUUAAGAAAGAAGCCGAAGAAGAAGUACAGUCUUUGAGUAGCAAGACCACAAAAGCUUCAUCUUCAUCCGCUAAAAAGUCAUCCAACAAGUAA
Messenger RNA from Yamadazyma tenuis ATCC 10573, 2064 nucleotides. RefSeq names its product Yvc1p (gene YVC1). NCBI's taxonomy places the organism in Eukaryota, Fungi, Ascomycota, Pichiomycetes, Serinales, Debaryomycetaceae. The record is from RefSeq and is a predicted model, not a curated record.